CUACACUUCGCCGCCAUGACCGACUCGCUCGCCGUCGCUGCUCCCGCCGACUUCCACGUUCAUUUACGCCAGGGAGCUUUCGCUGCAUUCCUCGCACCCUAUGUGCGCAAAGGAGGAUUCAGGCUUGCCUAUGUCAUGCCUAACCUCCGGCCGCCCAUCUCUAACACUGAGGAGGCUCUUCUCUACAGAGCUCAGCUGCAGGCUGCUGACCCUACUAUUGACUACCUCAUGACUCUAUACCUCUCUCCGGAGCUCACGCCUGACGAGGUUCGCAAAGCAAAGAGCGCAGGCGUAGUCGGCGUCAAGUCCUACCCGCGUGGGGUGACAACAAACUCUGACGGAGGUAUCGAGUCAUAUGAAGCUUACUACACCGUCUUCGAAGCCAUGGAGCAGGAGGAUAUGGUCCUCAAUCUUCACGGCGAGGUCCCAUCCGAUGCUUCCACGAACACUUGUGUCCUAAACGCGGAGCCUGCCUUCUUGCCCCACCUCCGCAAGUUACACGCGCGUUUUCCUCGCCUUCGUAUCGUCCUUGAGCACGCGACGACGCGUGCUGCUGUCGAGUGUGUCAAGAGUCUGGGCGACACCGUCGCCUGCACCAUUACCGCCCACCACCUCGCAUUGACCGUCGACGACUGGGCCGGUCAGUCAUGGCACUUCUGCAAGCCUGUUGCAAAGUACCCCGAUGACAGGCAGGCAUUGCGGGACGUCAUCAAAGAAGGGCAUCCUCGAUUCUUCUUGGGCUCCGAUUCAGCACCCCAUUCCCCGCAUACGAAGUCUACCGCCUCACCUCUGCACGCGUGUGCAGCAGGCGUAUACACAUCGGCGGUCCUUCUGCCCCUCGUUGCCCACCUGCUUGACUCGUUCGGCGCGCUGGACCGUCUCGAGAGUUUCGUGAGCAUCAAUGGGCGGGCAUUCUACCGCGUGCCUGUUGCUCCGGGCGAAGACAAGGUGUUCAUCAGGCGCACGUCCGGCAAGUUGAUUGAAGAACAGCUGGUACAGGGCGAGCAGAGCGUAGUGCCCUUCUGGGCAGGAAACCCGAUUGGAUGGGAGAUCGUUGACUCGUGAAGGCAUGUGGAAGUAACAGAUGAAGAUCACAACACCUUGACAACACCCGUGGACCAUCGUACGAGAAGAAGAGUAGAUCGCCGAGUAAUCGUCUCUCUCGCGGACGUCUGUUCUGUCCGAUGAAGAAGCACCCCUUGGUUGAGUGAUGAGCUAGUGACGAUAUCAAUGCUAGACUGAGUGGCGAUGAUCGAUGAAGCUUGAAGCCUUGCUCGCA
Molecule: messenger RNA, 1279 nt
Organism: Rhodofomes roseus
Lineage: Eukaryota; Fungi; Basidiomycota; Agaricomycetes; Polyporales; Fomitopsidaceae
Product: Dihydroorotase
Exons: 5
Coding region: 16-1065 (349 amino acids)
Biological process (GO): pyrimidine nucleotide biosynthetic process; 'de novo' pyrimidine nucleobase biosynthetic process
Cellular component (GO): cytoplasm
Molecular function (GO): dihydroorotase activity
Source: RefSeq, a predicted model, not a curated record